Messenger RNA from Linum trigynum, 3289 nucleotides. The record is from the annotation of a GenBank genome assembly. NCBI's taxonomy places the organism in Eukaryota, Viridiplantae, Streptophyta, Magnoliopsida, Malpighiales, Linaceae.
AUAUAAGCUAGUGUGUAUUUUAUCCUCUCAACUAGACUCUCUCAUUCACUACUACACUACCCUCAACCACCAAUCUAUUGUUAUUUUCAUAACACCAAAAAGCAAACACUAGUAUUAGUCUUCUCUCAACCUCCAAUUAGUCAGAUUAAAUAUUACCAAUGAAAAAAACUCGAGAUGUCACCUCUACUCCAUUCUCCUUAUCCAUAUCCUAGCUCUAGUCAAACUCAAAACUCUUUGUUUAGUCUCUAUGUCCUAUAUUAAACAAUCAAAUCUAAUUUAUAUAUUUAAUUAUGAAUUUUAAAGGUAAUUAAUUUCGUAUUCGAUAAUACCGAUUGGGAUACCGAAGUACCGAUUGGGAUACCGAAAUAUUUAGGGAUUGGGAUUGGGAUACCAAAGUUAUUUAGGGAUUGGGAUUGGGAUUGGGAUUGAUUCUAGGGGUUUAAUUCGGUAUUCGGGAUUUUGGUAUUUGGUAUUGGGAUACCGAUACCGUACCGAUUUCCACCCCUAGAAGUAUCCAACAGGCUUGUCAAGUGGGCUAUCGAACUAUCCGAGCACAACAUCCAAUACGCUCCACGACCCACCAUUAAGGGGCAAGUGCUAGCCUAUUUUCAUAGUAGAUGGAAUUGUACUCGACACCCAGGCAGACCGAAUGCGGGAAGUUUAUGUAGAUGGUGCAGCAAGCAAACACAGUACAUGGGCAGGAAUCGUCAUACAAAGUUCGUUAGGCACAAUUCAUGAAGUCGCGCUUUGAUCCAAGGAGCUAAAGACGAACAACCCGGCAAAAUACGAAGCUGUUUUGGCAGGAUUUCGAGGGUGAACGAGUUAAGAGCAAGAAUGAUAUAGGUAAUAUCAAACUCAUCCUUAGUGGUAAAUAAGUUAAAUAGUGUGUUUGAUGCCAAAGAGUCGACAUACAUUUUCCAUGUUAAAGAGACAACUUUGGAGUUCCAAGUUGUCACCUACAAGGCUAUAACCAUGUCUUGCCAGAACAAAACAUUCACACAAAUGCUCUUUCAAAGUUAGCUAUCGCAACAAACUUCGAAGAAGCUAAACUAUUCUUAGUACAAAAGGAGGCCACGAGUGUUGGCGAACCAAAAAUAAACACAACGCAAAUGCCCGAUAAAGUUGACUGGCGCACAACCAUCAAAGAAUAUCUCAACAACGGGACGGUGCUCGACGACCUAAAAGAGUCAUGGGCGCUAAGACAAAAGGCGGCCAUGUGUACACAAAUAGGUCAAGAGCUUUUCAUAAAUGAUCGCACGUUGGGGUAUACCUUAAGUGCCUCGGUACAUAAGAAUCUCAACCAAUGGUAAGAGAGCUACAUGAGGGCAUAUGUGAUAUGCACAACAGGGCAAGAAGCCUAAAACGAACAAUUGUGCUCCAAUAAUACUAUUGUCUACGAAUAAAAAGGGAUACCAAACCAUCAUGGAAAGAUGUCACAACUAUCAACUCCAUGCACGUCAACACCUCAUACCAACGAUAUUACUCAGUCAAACGUAAGUUUGUGGCCAUUCGUUUUAUGAGGAUUGGACUUGUUGGAAUCCUUCCCAACGGCCAAGGGCAAGCAUAAAUACAUCGUCGCCGUUGUGGACUACUACACAAAAUGGGCUGAGGCAGAACCACUGAUGUCCAUAACAUUGUAGUAGAUGAUAUGUUUCAUAACUCUAAAUAUAUUAAACCGGUUAGACGUUCCAUAGUCUGUGUAUUUGAUCACAGAAAGUAGUUUGAUUGCGCGGAAGUAAUUGAUCUAUGAGACCAAGUGGGAGAAAAUAGCGCGUUUUGCGUCUGUCGCAUACCCACAAGAUAACGACCUUCAUACCUGCCUAGGCCAAGCAAUGUCAAUUAGUCAGAAGAGGUCCACAACAUUUUAUGGUCCUAUCGCACAACCUACAAGGUCGCGACAGGAGAAACUCCUUUCGCCUUCAUCUAUGGCACAUAUGCAGUCAUACCAUUGAGACCAGUGAGCCAACGUACAGAAUCCAGCUAUACAACAAAACAGAAAAUGACGAGGCCAGGCAAAUAGACUUUGAACUGGCGCACGAGCACAAAGAAAUGGCAAGCAUCUACCUAAUAGCCCUUAGAGAUCAAGUUUUGAGGCACAACUUCCAUCCAACACAAUCUCAUGGCAAGCUCACCUCUACAAGGGAGGGCCGUACCAAAUGUGUGAAGUGUUGGGCGCCAACACAUUCAAGUUAUCCGAAAUGGGCGACCCUAAAACCCCACAAACUUGGAACACGCAGAAUCUCUGAAAAUAUAUACCGACCUCUCAAUUGUAAUUGUAAUUGGGUGCAAUAUGUAGAUAGAAAGGAUCAUGCAUCAACGCUUACGUCGGCAUCACCAAAACACAACCAUUACCAAAGGGACAAAAGAAAGCAAUGAUAAUACGAUGUUGGACUACUCUCAUCCAACACUAGAUGACAUCACUUCGAGUAUCCAGUAUCCUAAAAUUGAUGCCAACAAUUUUGAAAUCCCAUCUUGGGUUUUAAACAUGAUCAGUCAUAAUCAUAUGUUUAGAGGAUUUCCACAUGAGAGUCCUCGUGCUCACAUCAAGAAGUUCAUCAUGUUGGCUUGUAACACCAAAAUAAAUAAUGUUCCAGCGGACUUUCAAAACAUGAGGCUAUUCCCUUUCACUUUAAAAUGAGUUGUCCUUGAUUCGUGUUAGAUUAUACACUUUUACUCCCCCUUUAACUUGCAAAGUUUGAUAUGUUUGCACCGUCCUUGGAGCUAUUUUAUCCGAUGUUUGUUCGUGUUUUGUCAUGUUUCAGACCUAAGUAGGUAAUCUUGCCAUCGAGAUUGAAAGUCGGACGAAAGAGGGCGAAAAUAGAGAAAAAUGGUUGAAAGUGCAGCGAUCACAGUUGCGGAGAAAUUGUCACGUACGAAGACCGUGAUGUCAACGCUCCAAACAUGAAGAUCGCAUGGUUGUAGGAGAAUUCUUGCAGCUCGUGGACAGUGUCAAGAUCACGGUCUCCUAACUGUGAUAUCAACAAGCAGCCCAUGAAAUUCGUUAGUGAAACGACAACUUAAUCUCUUUGCGCAAAAGCUGGUUGAUUCUCCAUCUCUCGAUAACAUCGAUCAGUGAGAGCCGAGUCUGGAUUCCGUUGGGGUAAAUCACCGGAACUUCGGCUGAAUUUCCACCAUUGACGUCGACGGUUGACCGGAGGUAGCAGAGGAAAUCGACGUCGUGAAGGUAAAAUAAUUAAAAUUGAAAUUAUGAGUUUUUAUGAUUUAACGAGGGGCAAUUGAUAAUUUUACAACACAUUAAACAACCAUUUAACAAAAAAUUGGACAAAAG